UGUAUUUCGAGAGAUGCUACGGCUCAUUUAUGAUAUUCUCGCCAUCAAUCGACUAGAACAAUGUCAAUUUUCUCUCUUUGGGUAAACCAAGAGUUAGAAAAGUUGAGAGCCGAUGCACCGUCGACAUGCCGGCCGAGCUGGUAUUAGCCGGAUUAGCAACUGCUGAUCUAGUCAUUAAAUACGGAAAGAUACUCAUAGAACUUUACUCAAGUUUCAAAGGCGCAAAUGCCGAAAUUCGGGAGAGAAUAAUCGCAGUCGAGGCAAGUUGGAACAGGACCCGGCUGCGGAUUAACAUCAUCGAGCGCAUACGUGACACACUCGAUGAGAGGCAUCGGAGGGUGCAGGACGAUAUACUCCAGAUACUAUUCACCAAGCUACUGGCCGCCAAUCAGCAGGCUUCUCGGGUUGUACGGGAGGGCUCAGCCAAGAAGGAUGGGAAAGAGGCCAGAAAGUGGAAGUAUCCCUUGGUCAAAGAGAGCAUCGACAAGGCAAUCAAAGAACUGGACAAUUGGCAAAAGAUGUACGAUCCUUCAUGGUUUCUCAUACUUAGGAUGGCCACUCCUGUUAUCGACGAAGCUCUGGACAAUGAUUUGGAUAGUACAACAGAGAGGAGCAACCCGAUCGCCACGGCGAGGAAUAUGAGAGAAGCAAUGUUAGCAUUUCCCCAGUCGGUAAGCUCUAUCUUCCUCGAUCAGGCCAGUUUAGAUAGGGCGCAUCGCAAGAACAUUCCGUACUCCUCCGCCGAACUGGCGUUCAGGCCUUUGACGCAUCACUCGUACUUCAUCAUCGAUUCGAUUCCAAGCCGGCAAGGGAUACUCCCGGAACUUCUCACGCGUGAUGUGCGGGAACUUGCAAGGAGACUGUCAGCCGCUGAUCCAUGGACAUUUGGACUCCUUCCAUGUUAUGGAGUCGUCAAGGUCUAUGAUCAAGACACUGAAAAUUGCCAUGGCGUUCGGCUUUCUCCUGCAUCCUUCGAUUUUGUAUUUUCCGUUCCACCGGAGCUAAAGAGUCCCCGAAGCCUACGAGACAUCCUUCUCAGGCCAGAUCAGACCAUAUCACUCAGUGUCCGUUUCAGAAUAGCGUGCCUACGGCCAGAGGCAAUCCUUGUCUUUGGCGACAAGGAGCGAGCAUUCGCUGCGACCUUCUUGCUAGGAUUUGAAAAAUUCCAGCUAGCAUUCGGCGGGCACAGCCUACAGGCUGGCGAUUGCGCAUGGGAAAGGAACCUGUAUCGACAUCCUCAACGUCAAGGCCUCCAUCCGGAAGAUUACUAUUCCAUGCAGCACGAUAUCUACGCCCUUGGUGUUUGCCUCCUAGAGAUCGGAUUUUGGAAGUCGUUUGUCGUAUAUGAUGAAGAACGGGCGCGCCCAUUGCCUUCGGAUCUCCUUCCCACUGGCCUCAUUAUUAAGGAUUCCGACGAUGACAACGGAAAUGCUACACUGCUCAAAGGCGCUUUAGUUGACCUAGCAACGGCAAAGCUGCCGAGCCGAAUGGGAGACAAGUAUACUGCCGUAGCGGUAAACUGUCUGACUUGUCUCGAUGCUGAUAAUCCUGAUUUCGGAGAUAAGAGCGAGUUCGAAGAUGAAGAUGGGAUAGCCAUCGGUGUACGGUAUAUCGAGAAGGUUCUGCUGCAACUGAACAAUAUUUCGAUCUAAUGCUUGGUUGUUGUCAUACGGACUAGUGGUUGGUAAAGAUUGGGCAGGGAGAGGGUGGAUUCAGGCCCUUCCAUCCGUUUAGGGAUGAACUUAGCAGGUUACUCACACUUUGGGGGUCCGUCAACGAAUGACAACUGGAGAUACCGUAGGGCGCAAGGCUGAAACGAAGGGCCUUCAGCCUCGUCUCUCCCACCUGCAGUCCUUCCGCCUAACCAAUCCCUUUGCGCCGCCUAUUUUCCUCUUCCAAGCGAGUUGCAUGCCUUUCUGCAUCGUAGUCCGCCAUCACCAUCCGUAGCCUAAUAACCUCCACCUACAAGUAGCAGCCGGCAGAGCAAGCUCAUAGCCCAUACCUCCUAUCAUGCACUAUUGUAGCGUAACAAACUGCUCCCAGCACGCGCUUAGCCCAGGAUAUCCCUGCCGACGCCACAAAUGCAGC
Trematosphaeria pertusa is the source of this 2088-nucleotide messenger RNA. RefSeq lists its product as uncharacterized. NCBI's taxonomy places the organism in Eukaryota, Fungi, Ascomycota, Dothideomycetes, Pleosporales, Trematosphaeriaceae. The record is from RefSeq and is a predicted model, not a curated record. The coding region runs from base 126 to 1652 and encodes 508 amino acids. The transcript has 4 exons.